AUGAAAAGUGAAGUAACGCUGGAAGAGAAUAGAGACAACCCUGAGGAUGGACCACUGGGAUUGUUGUCGGAAUGCGUUAAGGAUAAUGCGCAAGUCUUAAUUAACUGCCGAAAUAAUAGAAAACUUUUGGGAAGGGUGAAGGCCUUCGACAGACACUGUAAUUUGCUUUUAACCGAAGUGAGGGAAAUUUGGGUGGAAGUAGUGAAAGAUAAAAAAAUUAACAAGGACAGGUAUAUAAGCAUAUUAUUUCUAAGGGGUGAUUCAGUCAUCCUAAUUUUAAGAAACCCAAAAUAA
Plasmodium malariae is the source of this 294-nucleotide messenger RNA. RefSeq names its product small nuclear ribonucleoprotein Sm D2, putative. Gene Ontology annotation, biological process: spliceosomal snRNP assembly; RNA splicing. Gene Ontology annotation, molecular function: RNA binding. The record is from RefSeq and is a predicted model, not a curated record. The transcript has 3 exons. Gene Ontology annotation, cellular component: U1 snRNP; U5 snRNP; U4/U6 x U5 tri-snRNP complex. Lineage: Eukaryota; Apicomplexa; Aconoidasida; Haemosporida; Plasmodiidae. The coding region runs from base 1 to 294 and encodes 97 amino acids.